CACACUUGGAUUUCGCUGGAGACAAAUGUAACCCAGGUGGGUCCCGCUAGUUGGUUGCGAACUUGAACAGUUGAGCUCAGCGCUGCACAACACUCGAUAGAAACCGCAAAGCACAAAACGCCGUCGUAGCAACUCGUGUGGCAGAGCUUCAAACCUUCAGCAAUGGCCAUGGCAGCCACACCCGUCUACGCCUCUUCAAUCGCCACCACCACUGCCACAACAACCAAACCACUCUCUCGUUCUCUUCCUCGCUCGAACCUGCCAGCUCCAAACCCCUACAGUCUUCGAACGCCAUAUUCUCUAUCUCUCCGAGCCGCCCAAACGACGCGCAGGCCAGUCGUUUUUGCCUCCGCCAGCACGGCCUUCGAGGUUGACCAAGCCCCAGCUUCCGCCGCUGCCUCCAAGGUCUUGCCUUUUCGGGUCGGACACGGGUUCGACCUGCACCGGUUGGAGCCCGGUUACCCUUUGAUCAUCGGCGGCAUAAACAUACCUCACGAUAAAGGCUGCGAGGCUCAUUCCGAUGGGGACGUGUUGCUUCACUGUGUGGUGGAUGCGAUAUUGGGGGCUCUGGGCCUUCCGGAUAUCGGGCAGAUAUUUCCGGAUUCGGAUCCUAAGUGGCGCGGUGCAGAUUCCUCUGUUUUCAUCAGAGAAGCUGUGAGAUUGAUGCAUGAGGCAGGGUAUGAGAUUGGAAAUUUAGAUGCUACUUUGAUUCUUCAAAGACCAAAACUGAGCCCACAUAAGGAGACUAUGAGGGCCAACUUGGCUAAGCUGCUUGGAGCAGACCCCUCUGUUGUGAAUCUCAAAGCUAAAACUCAUGAGAAGGUGGACAGCCUUGGAGAAAAUCGAAGUAUUGCCGCUCACACUGUGGUUCUUCUUAUGAGAAAGUAAGAAAAGGCCUUUAAUGGCAGUUCUUAAAUUGUGAUCAUUGUAGUUUAUCAUGACUGUUGUAUGCUGCUGUUCUGCUUACACAGCUUAUAGGUAACGAAUUUGCUUACUCAUCUCACAACUGUGCAUUUGGUUGGAAUCACAUAUAUGAAAAGUGUUUUCUCUUUC
Messenger RNA from Prunus mume (Japanese apricot), 1053 nucleotides. It is a transcript of the gene ISPF, whose product is annotated as isoprenoid F. Lineage: Eukaryota; Viridiplantae; Streptophyta; Magnoliopsida; Rosales; Rosaceae. The record is from RefSeq and is a predicted model, not a curated record. Gene Ontology annotation, biological process: terpenoid biosynthetic process. Gene Ontology annotation, molecular function: 2-C-methyl-D-erythritol 2,4-cyclodiphosphate synthase activity.